Messenger RNA from Saccharomyces mikatae IFO 1815, 1980 nucleotides. RefSeq names its product Rad24p (gene RAD24). Gene Ontology annotation, molecular function: chromatin binding; DNA clamp loader activity. The transcript has a single exon. Lineage: Eukaryota; Fungi; Ascomycota; Saccharomycetes; Saccharomycetales; Saccharomycetaceae. The record is from RefSeq and is a predicted model, not a curated record. The coding region runs from base 1 to 1980 and encodes 659 amino acids. Gene Ontology annotation, biological process: DNA damage checkpoint signaling; DNA repair; mitotic DNA replication checkpoint signaling. Gene Ontology annotation, cellular component: nucleus; Rad17 RFC-like complex.
AUGGAUAAUACGAAUUUAGAGAAACGCCCAUCAUUGAAAUACAGUCUCAGUUCGUUGGGCUCACAAAUCACAAAAUGGAGCUCAUCUAGACCGACCUCACCAGUGCGUAAAACUAGAAGCACCGAAUAUGAAUGUCUUUCGAAGCGAAAUAUAGGUGCUACUUUCCCGGACAUUAAUGGUCAUGAUGGUCAACAGUGGCAUGAAAAAUAUAAGCCCACUAAUUUGGAACAGGUGGCCAUUCAUAAAAAAAAACUCAAAGAUGUACGAGAAGCUUUAGAUGCCAUGUUUUUGCCUGAUGCCAAACAUAGGAUUCUAUUGCUAUCUGGUCCUAGUGGAUGCUCCAAGAGUACAGUCAUAAAAGAGCUUUCAAGAGUCGUAGUACCUAAAUAUAGACAGAAGAGCAACGUAACAUCCCUUCGAAGGACCUCAAACAAUUACGACGUGACUGAGUUUAGAGGUGAUUGUGUAGUGAAUGAUCUUCCCCAGAUGGAAAACUUUAGUGAGUUCUUGAAAAAUGCAAGAUAUCUUGUCAUGUCCAACUUAUCAUUAAUACUUAUUGAAGACUUACCCAAUGUCUUUCAUAUGGAUACCAGACGUCGCUUCCAGCAGCUUAUCUUACAGUGGUUAUAUAGUCCAGAGCCUCUACUACCUCCCCUUGUCAUAUGUAUAACGGAAUGUGAAAUCCCAGAAAAUGACAAUAACUCUCGCACAUUUGGCAUUGAUUAUACAUUUAAUGCUGAAACCAUCAUGAACAAAGAAAUAUUGAUGCAUCCGCGGUUGAAAAGAAUUAGAUUUAACCCAAUCAAUAGUACUUUAUUGAAAAAACAGUUACAGUUUAUUUGUGUAGAAAAUAUGACAAUGUUAAAAGAGAAAAGAAAAUGGAGUAAAAGACAGGAAGUUAUAAAUUAUAUCGCACAUGAAACCGGUGAUAUUAGAUCAGCAAUUACUACUCUUCAAUUUUGGGCAAUGUCGAGUAAUGAUUUGCUUGUUCCCACACGAGAAUCUACCAUAUCAUAUUUUCAUGCAAUUGGGAAGGUGAUUCACGGUUCGCAUAGCCGGAAGGAUGACAAUGACAUGUUUAAUGAUCUUUUUAGGAAUUCAAAUGGUUUAUUAUCGAAGGAGGAUUUUAAAUUAGGAAUAUUAGAGAACUAUAGUACAUUCAAUAAAGGCAAAUUCAGCAUCUCUGAUGCAUCAUCAAUUGUGGAUUGCUUAAGCGAAUGUGAUACAAUGAGUAGCCUACCAGAAUCAAAUGAGUACUGUUUACGAAAAGUGCGCAAAACUUUUUGUAAUAUUACUAAGGAAAGCCAUAACCAUGGGACAGUUUAUUUCCCAAGAGAAUGGAAAGUCAGAAAAUUACAGAAUUCAUUUAAAGUCCAAGCUGAAGAUUGGUUAAACGUUGAUCUUUAUAAAUAUAACGCAGUUCAUUCCUUCAAAAAUAUAGCUUUGGAGUUUGGUCACUAUGCACCUUUAAUCCGAAAGUUUCAGAGCUAUAAAAAAAACUCUAUGCUAUAUUAUUUGAGGAAUCUUCCUACGGAUUCUUUGGAGCUUAAACAAAACAUGAAUAAAUUUCAUGAUCUAAUGGAGAUCGAAAAUGACAUCGACAUAAUGGAUCGGAUAGGCGGGCCUAUCGACGCAUUAUCUGUAGAGAAUGGGCUAACGCCAUUGAUAGAUAACGGUAACAGAAAUUCUGACCAUACGGAAGAUGAAAAAAUGGAAAGGGAUAAAAGACUUCGCAUAUUGAUUGAUCGUUAUGAGAAAAAUGUGAUGAUGGUGAACGACGACCUUGGAUAUGAGGAGGCCUUCCUCAAUGAUGACCCAAUUGUCGAUAGUGACAGUGAUGACAACAACAAUACUGGGAAUGAUACAUUUGAAAAGAGUGACGGGGACGAAUCUCUUUAUGUAAUGUUAUCACAAAGGCAGCCACGUAAUGCACCAGCAGUCAGUGAGUCACUUUCUGAUUCUGAUUUGGAGGUACUUUAA